This is a messenger RNA of Drosophila ananassae, 603 nucleotides long. Its product is annotated as 40S ribosomal protein S12, mitochondrial. Gene Ontology annotation, biological process: translation. The transcript is spliced from 2 exons. The record is from RefSeq and is a predicted model, not a curated record. NCBI's taxonomy places the organism in Eukaryota, Metazoa, Arthropoda, Insecta, Diptera, Drosophilidae. Gene Ontology annotation, molecular function: structural constituent of ribosome. Gene Ontology annotation, cellular component: ribosome; small ribosomal subunit. The coding region runs from base 89 to 511 and encodes 140 amino acids.
AAGGAGGCAAUUUAGUGAUUUGCACUAACUAGAGGACUCAGUAAGCAGCUGGAGCUAGGAGAAACACAGAAGGAAGAGAGGAAACACCAUGAACUUUCUGCGACAAACUUUGGGAAUUACGAAACAGUUGACGGCGCAGGCCAUCCACAACAGCUAUGAGACCGCCAUGAGGGGAAUGGCAUCGCUCCAGCAGAUGCAUCGCACUGGACCGCACAUCAAGACUCGUCCGCCACGCCAGCCCCUGGACGGGAAGCCCUUCGCCAAGGGCGUUGUCCUGAAGACCUUCAUCAAGAAGCCAAAGAAACCGAACUCGGCCAACCGCAAGUGCGUCCUGGUGCGCCUCUCCACCGGCAAGGAGAUGGUGGCCUAUGUCCCCGGCAUCGGGCAUAACCUGCAGGAGCACAACAUCGUCCUGUGCCGAGUGGGUCGCCUCCAGGACGUGCCCGGCGUGAAGCUGAAGGCGGUGCGCGGUGUCUACGACCUGGCGCACGUCAUCAAGAAGAGUCAAUAGCUUUACUAACUUUUAAGAAUCCUUUUUUUUUUGUCUGUUUGUGAAUCCUUUUGAAUCCUUUCGAAAUAAACUGCCUUUUGUGAAAGCCACAA